CCAAUGGCCCAUGGUUUUGCUCUUUCAUCUCUCUCUUUCCUAAUAUAUCAACACCUUCCGCCCAUCUCCUCAUACUUGGAUCUCUACCUCUUUCCCAGCACUGUUCUAUACGUGUGGACUAGAGCCUCUUCUUUUUCCCUCAAAACAUUUCCAUAUCCAUUCUUCAUCUUAUUCGUUUCAUCGGGCCGAGAAAGAUCGCGGUAAAUUUGUGUGUUAUGGAUUAGGGUCUGGAUUUAUAACUUUCAGUUUAUGUUGGAUUUCAAGAAAUAGAAUACUGUUUUCGGAUAUCGACCUUGUCUCUUUUGCGAUCAAUUUUUGUUAGAGGAGGAGAAAUUGUAUAGAGGACAGAGGUCAGAGGAAAUUGUCCGGAACUUAAGGAAUUUGUGUUGCAUUUGGAGGAAUAUUUGGUGCUUAAUUACCCUUGUUGAUAAGAAUGGAGGCAGGGUUGGUGGAGCACGGGAGAGACAUGGUUGGGCAUGUUACCAGAGUUGGAUAUGUGAAGAAGAUUAUAACGAAGAGGAGAAGACGCACACGGAGGAUUGUGCGGUCUCCGCAGGCGGCAGUCCCUAUGGCUUUGCAGGAGCUGUUCGUGUCGUGUCUAGACGUGUUCAAAGGCCCUGGCACCGUUCCUGCCCCUCAGGAUGUACAGAAACUAUGCCACAUUCUUGACAAUAUGAAGCCAGAAGACGUGGGGCUAAGUGGAGAACUACAGUUUUUCCAGCCUUCAAAUGAGGUCAAAAGUGAUCCAAGGGUCACAUACACAACCAUAUACCAGUGCGAUAACUUUUCGUUGUGCAUAUUCUUUCUCCCUGCAACUGGGGUGAUCCCCCUUCACAACCAUCCAGGAAUGACUGUUUUUAGCAAGCUUUUAUUAGGAGCAAUGCAUAUCAAGUCCUAUGACUGGGUUGAUCCCGUCGAUUCGGAUAGCUCUGUGCAAUCCUCCCCAUUGAGAUUGGCAAAGUUGAAAGCUGACAGAGUCUUCACGGCCCCAUGCGACACUUCAGUAUUAUAUCCAACAACUGGGGGGAACAUCCACGCCUUCACUGCCAUAACCCCAUGUGCAGUGCUUGAUGUGCUAGGACCUCCCUAUUCUAAUGAUGAUGGUCGAGAUUGUUCCUACUAUAAAGAUCAUCCCUACGCUGCCUCAACAGAAGUAGAGACAACAGUGAACAUGGAGGAGGCGGACCGUUAUGGAUGGUUAGAAGAGAUUGAAUUGCCAGAGAACUCAAAAAUGGACGGAAUUGAGUACUUGGGUCCUCAGAUUAUUGAGCCUAGUUAAUCGUAAGCCGUUGAUUGUGCAAGGAAAAAGGCAAACUCAGUCUUGUUUGCCGUGCAAUAUCUACAUUUGUACUUCUUUCCGUUCUCUCGUUUGUGGUUGGAUUUGGCUAUGUUAAUUGUAGAUAUUUAUUCCCUUUUUUUCUUCAAAGCGAUAUAUAUAACACGAUUUUUUAGAUUUUUGAGGAGCUAA
Molecule: messenger RNA, 1468 nt
Organism: Carya illinoinensis
Lineage: Eukaryota; Viridiplantae; Streptophyta; Magnoliopsida; Fagales; Juglandaceae
Product: plant cysteine oxidase 1-like
Exons: 5
Coding region: 434-1279 (281 amino acids)
Molecular function (GO): oxidoreductase activity, acting on single donors with incorporation of molecular oxygen, incorporation of two atoms of oxygen
Source: RefSeq, a predicted model, not a curated record